Vicugna pacos (alpaca) is the source of this 1671-nucleotide messenger RNA. NCBI's taxonomy places the organism in Eukaryota, Metazoa, Chordata, Mammalia, Artiodactyla, Camelidae. The record is from RefSeq and is a predicted model, not a curated record.
CCCCCCUCGUGCGCAGGCGCGGAGCCGUUGCCUGCCGAGCGGUUGCGAGCAGAGCGGUUCCCAGAACUGCUUCACCGGGAAGGGCUGGACUUGCAGGUUCCGAGGCCGCCUGGGCGGCUCAGCACAGCCUGAGGCCCCGGCGUCCGCCUCCUGCGGCGUCCUUGGAUCCGUCGCCAUGAAUCCCACCGUCAUCGUGGUCCACGGUGGCGGAGCCAGCAGUAUCUCCAAGGACCGGAAAGAGCGUGUGCGCCAGGGCAUCGUUAGAGCCGCCACCGCGGGUUACAACAUCCUCAAGGAGGGAGGGAGCGCAGUUGACGCCGUGGAAGGAGCCGUGACCGUCCUGGAAGAUGAUCCCGAGUUCAACGCAGGUUGUGGAUCUGUCUUGAACGAAAAUGGUGAAGUUGAAAUGGAUGCUAGUAUAAUGAACGGGAAAGACUUGUCUGCAGGAGCGGUGUCCGCAGUCCGCUGUGUCGCAAAUCCCAUCAAACUUGCAAGACUUGUUAUGGAAAAGACACCUCACUGCUUUCUGACUGACCAAGGUGCAGCGAAAUUUGCAGCGGCCAUGGGGCUCCCAGCAGUUCCUGGAGAGCAGCUGAUAACAGAGAGAAACAUAAAACGCCUAGAAAAAGAAAAGCAUGAGAAAGGGGCUCAGAAGUCAGACCAUCAAAACUUGGGGACCGUGGGCGCUGUCGCCGUGGACUGCAGAGGAAACGUGGCUUAUGCGACCUCCACAGGGGGCAUCGUCAACAAGCUGGCGGGCCGCGUCGGGGACACGCCGUGCAUAGGAUCUGGAGGUUAUGCUGACAAUGACAUUGGAGCCAUUUCCACGACGGGACACGGGGAAAGCAUCCUGAAGGUGAACCUGGCCAGACUCACGCUCUUCCACGUGGAACAGGGAAAGACGUUAGAAGAGGCUGCGGACAUGUCGUUGGGUUAUAUGAAGUCAAAGGUCAAAGGUGUCGGUGGCGUCAUCCUGGUCAACAAAGCAGGAGACUGGGCGGCAAAGUGGACCUCCACGUCCAUGCCCUGGGCGGCCGCGAAGGACGGCAGGCUGCACUCUGGAAUCGACCUUGGCGAGACCAACGUCACUGACCUGCCCUAAGCCCCCGGGAGACUGCGUUCUAGAUGCUAGCUUGGAGGGAAAGCACGCUUGCCUGGUGUCGAGAUCUAGCUUAAUCAAUUAGAUCUAGAAAUGGAAAAAUCCUAUGGUCUGUCACUUGUUUUGUUGCCUUGAUCAGUGUUUGGUUGGGGGCGGAUUCCGAAGUGAUAUGAGAAAUGCCCACAUUAAGAUCAAAAUGAGAGUAGUGAAGAUGGCACACCCCGCAGAGCCUUCCUCGUGAGUGGGCCACAGUGUCUUAGGUUAGAAAGAAGAAACAGCGUGAUCUCAACAGGACAGAAGCAACCUCGGUGCAGGGAGUGCCUUUUGGAAUUGGGUGGCCCACCACAGUGAUGGAGGCUGCUGGCUGGAAGGUGUGGGGGUCCAGAGGACAGCAGUGCCCCCGGCAGGACCCAGUGCAGGGGCGAGGUGGGGAGGAAUGAGCCAGUGGAGGAAGCAGAGGUGAGGUGGGAGCAGCAGAGCUCAGUUCCGAGUCAGAAGAACAUUGAGUAAAAGAACCUCUGAGGGACAAACUGAUUUCUCAAAGAAAGCUCAGAUCUUCUCUGACUUACUAA